AUGAUCCUGCGGACAACGAUAUUACCGAGGCUUCCGGCGGCUGGGAGAUGGUCCAGGCGCUCGCUACAUACCGUCGGAGACCAGCUUCGUAACGUCAUGCGAUCCGUGCCUCAGCCCGUAGCUAUCGUCAUAACUCGGCUAGAAGAUGGGACGCACCACGGGGCCACCUUGUCGUCUUUUACCUCGAUAUCCCUCUCCCCACCGCUCGUCUCGUUUUCCUUGAGAUUACCUUCGAGGUUAGCUACCGCCUUGCAAUCCAAUGGAUCAGAUACAAUAUCACAAAGCCCGGAGAAGGCUCUAUCACGGACCCGUACCGGAGCAUCAUCAGUAUCAGGCCAAACCAACCCUGGUCAGACGUUCACAGUCUCCCUCCUCUCCAAAUCCAACGAACUUCUCGCCCACACCUUCUCACAAGCUCGGUCGGAACACGAGAAUAUGGUCCGGGAUACUUCUCUGUGGGAGCCUUUUUCCGAUAGUAGUCGGGAAUCAGGAUUGCCUGUAGUGAAAGGCGGAUUGGGAGCAUUGGAAUGCCGGGUAGUAGGAUGGUUACCGCUCAACGAGCUGGAAUCUUCAUUGGGCACACUGGAUGGGAUGAAGAAUGGAGAAAGAGCAGUCUCCGGGCCAGCAUCAAGGGCACCGCUCCUUGCCAAGGGAAAUUCGAGCACAGUCAAAGACGGCGGAAAUGAGGGGAGUACGGGGAGUAUGCUCUUCCUGGCUCAGGUGGAACGUGUCACCCAACGGAAAAGGGAUGGCGAACAAGAAGGAGAACUGGAUAUGAAGCCGCUCGUCUACGAGAAUCAACGAUAUGUCACGACCACUACCGCAAAAUGA
Molecule: messenger RNA, 831 nt
Organism: Filobasidium floriforme
Lineage: Eukaryota; Fungi; Basidiomycota; Tremellomycetes; Filobasidiales; Filobasidiaceae
Product: flavin reductase like domain-containing protein
Exons: 2
Coding region: 1-831 (276 amino acids)
Molecular function (GO): FMN binding; riboflavin reductase (NADPH) activity
Source: RefSeq, a predicted model, not a curated record